Phycodurus eques (leafy seadragon) is the source of this 1850-nucleotide messenger RNA. RefSeq names its product nuclear apoptosis inducing factor 1 (gene naif1). The transcript has 4 exons. Gene Ontology annotation, cellular component: nucleus. Bases 200 to 1228 code for a protein of 342 amino acids. Lineage: Eukaryota; Metazoa; Chordata; Actinopteri; Syngnathiformes; Syngnathidae. The record is from RefSeq and is a predicted model, not a curated record.
AGGCGCCAUAUCGAACGAAGCCAAGCCCAACGAACCAAUGAAAUGACGGGAGGGCGGGAUUUGUUGGUUAGCUAGCGUACGCUGGUGAGUAGGAAGAAGAAGCCGAUUCUGGAAGCCAUUACGUUGCGCAUAUCAAUUCGGCAGUCUUUUUGCGUACAGUACGCACAAGUACUUCUCCAAAACAGGACUUUCUGCAAUCAUGGUGUCGGUCGCGAAAAAGAGAAAAAUGAAUUUCUCGGAGAGAGAGGUGGAAAUUAUUGUGGAAGAAAUAGAGAAACAAAAGCACACACUGGUUAACCACUUCAAUGCUGGAGUCACCCACAUGGCAAAGAACAACGCGUGGUCGGAGAUCCUGAAAAAGGUGAACGCCGUCACGACCUGUCCCAGAGAGUUGCCCGAGGUCAAGAAGAAGUGGUCCGACAUGAAGACGGAGGUCCGCAGGAAGGUGGCCCAGGCGCGGGCGGCGAUAGAGGGCACGUCCGGCGACUGCGCUCCCGUCCCCGUCCUCCUCACCGCCAUGCAGCAGAGGAUCUGCAACCUCCUGGGAGAAGCCACCAUCAUCAGUUUACCUGCGGGGGACUCGGAUGCUGAGAUCGCUUUGCCGGUGGCGGCGCUCGCGGAGAGUUCUACAACAGUUUGUGACGAAGCAAAGACGCUGAAUGCCGAAACAGCGUACCACGCUUUGGAGGACGGAGGCGUGGUGGAGUACUGCACCACCACCGUAUCCGAGUCAGCCCCUGCCGCGGUGGCAACCGUCGAGGCUCCAGCGGAAGCGCCGGCGUCGUCUUCGGCGGCGUCGCCGCCGCCGCCGCCGCCGCCGCCUCAGGGUCACGCCAAACCCCAGGAGUUGAAGAGUCGCAUUGCCCUCAACUCGGCUCGACUCCUCCAGGAGCAGAGAGUCACCAAUGUCCACGUCCGGCAGAUUGCCCAGCACCUGGAGGGUCAGAACCAGUUGCUGCAGAUGAUGCGGCACUCCCAGGAGGCCCAGGCGUUCGCGCAGGAGCGACAAGCCCAGGCCUUGGAAGGUACUCAGGCUGCGCUGCUCGCAUUGGUGCAGAUGCUCAGGCCGGCUCUGAAAGACUUGCGCAAAUUCCUGCAGAGCGGGAUUGAGCUCGCAAACUCCAACGGCGCGGCGGCGGGAGCGACAACUGAUGGGGCCUCGAUAGAGGACCGGAGUCGGCCGACGCCACCCCCGCCUGCGCCCCAGCGCGGAGAGGCGACACAAUAGGCUCUUUCAUUUGCCUGCCACUACCGCUUGCCUCCGCUGCACGUUUUCCUGAGGAAUCCCUGCAGACUUCGACGAAGCCUCGAAAAACAUUUCAUCGGUUGCCUUAGCGAGCGCAUGGACAGGACGCGACUUUUAGCUUUGCAUUAACAUUUGGUGGCCGUGGCUUUGGGAGAUAUCGAAUUGACAUUUUUUCGAAGAAUGCCACCGUUUCGUCCGCAGCCGGUCUUUGUUUUUACAUGUUCGCUGGUCCCAAAUAAAGAAUUAGGGAAAACAGGUUUGACGCAAGCUCGUGUUUUGAAGAACGCAAGACCGUCCGUUGUGGCCGAUCAGGAAUCUACGCACUGCGAUGAGUGAGCGCUUCUUGCGUGGUGGCUGUUUGAUCAAUUUGGAAGUCAAGGAGGAGAAGAUGGUGUCAGAAAAUGUGAUGUGAAGUUGUGACAUCAGCGAAAACUCGUCCAAAAUUGCCUUUCAAAACACAAUCACGAUUGAAUCAAUGACUGGAAUUGUUGCUCGAGUGUCCUCUUAUGUACCUAUAGCUGUACUUGGACUUUAUGGACAGUCCCUAAACUCCCCGUGGUACGUUCACGAGCCUCCCUGGCCGGUAAAAGUUGAACUCUGCGAC